GCCUCAGCGCGUUUUACCGCAGUAUCACUGGACUACCCGCGCGCGCUGCGACACUCCGUCCGGUUUUAAGGGGGGGAGAAAAAAGCGUUUGCUCGCUCACUGAGCCACGCGCAUUUAAUUUUAUUUCAUAUUUAAAGAAAACAAGCAGACGGCACACUACCUUUCCAUAGCACAUUUUUAGGUUGCUGACAUUUUUCCUUUCUCUUGCCAUUCACCAGGGCCGGACGGAUUGCCUCAGGGCGCGCGGUGUUCCGUUAUACGGUGCUGUCUCACAUUUCAUCUCAGUCUGUUUCGUUAUUUCUCCAUCCGCCGCGGGUUGUAGCGAGUAGAUCGUACCUGCACCAUGUCUAAGGAAGACGAUAAGGGAAACACCGGAGGAUGGAAGGAGUUCUUCUGGAACCCGCGGACGCACGAAGUGAUGGGGAGGACAGCUAGCAGCUGGGGCUUGAUUCUGCUCUUCUACCUGGUGUUCUACACGUUCCUGGCAGGGAUGUUCGCCCUCACCAUGUACGUCAUGCUGCUCACUCUGAACGACUACCAGCCCACCUGGCAGGACCGUCUGGCCAUUCCAGGAAUGAUGAUCCGACCAAAAGGACAGGCACUGGAGAUUAUCUACAACAUUGACCAAACUGAGAGCUGGGACACAUAUGUCCAGAAACUGAAUAGCUUCUUGGGCCCAUACAACGACAGCCUGCAAGCCCUGAACAACGAUGUGUGCCCCCCAGACCAGUUCUACGUGCAGGAGGACAGUGGUGAGGUGCGCAACAACCCCAAGCGCUCCUGCCAAUUCAACCGUACCAUGCUCGGGGAAUGCUCUGGCUUGGGCGCCACCUCCGCCGAGCGCACCUUUGGCUACGAGAACGGCCAGCCCUGCGUCUUCAUCAAGCUCAACCGGGUUAUUGGAAUGCUGCCAGGGAAAAGCCAAUCUCCUUAUGUCACUUGUGGGGCUAAGAAAGAGGACAGUGACAGUAUUGGUGAGAUAGCAUACUUCCCCACCAAUGGCAGCUUCAAUCUCAUGUACUACCCUUACUAUGGAAGCAGGUCACAGGUGAAUUACUCUCAACCGCUGGUGGCUGUCAAAUUCCUGAAUAUCACCUAUAACAUGGAUGUGAAUGUGGAGUGCAAGAUCAAUUCAGACACCAUUACCGAGCUUAGUGAGAGGGACAAGUUCGCCGGACGUGUCUCUUUCAGGCUGAGAAUCAACAAGAACGACUAGAGCGCCAGUAUCUGCCAACCAAAUGCGCGUGCACACCACUAACACACACACAUACACACACACACACACACACAUACACACACAUACACCCACACACCAGCUCAAUACAAACAUAUGUGUAUUGCAUUCUUUUUACACACAUACACAAAAACACAUACAGGAUUUGAUGCAAACCCAUACAUACAUUUACUUUGCAAUUCACACACACACACAAAUACACACAAGCAAAAACAUAAAUACGCACAUACACACACUCUGCACGCAUAAACGCUCGCACAGUCAAGCAAUGUUUUCUAUCUGUGUCCUCUCCUCAACUGUAGUGAUUGUGAAAUCCCCACACUUACUACUUCCUGUGCCAGAGGGCUCAGAGGAUUCUGGGAAAUGUUGUACAGACAAUCCCAGUUGUCAGUCCUUCCUUCCUCGAUUUAGACCUCUGUUCAUUCUACAAAGAGAGGGGGGGCAUGCUAUAGUGUGUGCGUAUGUGUUUAUGUGUGUGUCUCUGUGUGUGUGUGUGUGUGUGUGUGUGUGUGUGUGUGUGUGUGUGUGUGUGUGUGUGUGUGUGUGUGUGUGUGUGUGUGUGUGUGUGUGUGUGUGUGUGUGUGUGUGUGUGUGUGUGUGUCCAUAGAUGAACCUGUCAAAUUGUUUACUCCAUUGUUCACCCCACUAAGAGUUCCUGCCAGUCAUCCGAUUGCAACACACCCAAUCAGAAGCAGGGGGAGGGACCAGAAGGUGGUGGUGCAGGGAGGGGGUAGUUCUUGACAAAGGAGCAGGGAAUUAUGAGUCAAUUCAUUUAGCCAUAUAAAUCUACUUCACCAAUGAUGCUAAUGAUUACAAUGCUGUUGUUGAUGAUGAUGAUGAUGAUGAUGAUGAGGAAGAUGAUGAUGAUAUCUUUGGCAGGGUCAGUGUUACUGGUUUUGGUCAAGCAGGUGUCUCUCUGUGUUUUAUUGAUGCGUCUAUCUAAUCCCUUUAAUCUGUAAUCCUAAUCUGGAGGCACUCUCCUCUCUCCAUCCCCCUUCCUUUCUGCUAUGCUGUCUCUUUCUCUCUGUUUUUUUUUUUUCCCUUCUUUUUUCUUCUCUGUUAGUUUCUUUUCCCCUUCCUUUCCUAUUUUUGUUUUUCCGCUCUUUGCUCCAUUCUUGUUUGUAAUUUACCAAAGUGUUUUUUUAUAUUUGAUUAAUACAGUCUCUCUCCAUUAUUUCCCCCUCUAUUCCUUCUUGUCUUUUGUUUUUUGUUCUUCUUUAUCUUUGCUUGAUUUGAUUUCUUGCUCAUGCUGUCUUUUCUCUUACCAAUUACUCCCUCUCUACCUCUGUUGUUUGUUUGUUUUGUUUUGGGGCAUUGAUUAAGAAGGCUCCUGCUUCAUUCAUUGACCUAUUUAUUUAUUUUUACAUAUUUAUUUAUGACUUUAUUGCAUUGUUGUUUUUUAUUUGGAUUGUUUAUGAAAUUGAUUGCAUUUAUACAUAUUUAUUUGACCAUGUUCAUGCACUGCUAGUGGGCUAAAUUUAUGAUGACCUCUAAAGUUGUUUCAUAAUGAUAUCAUGGCAAAGUAAUGGUACACUUGAUACACUGAUAUAGCCCACGAACAUACAGUACCUUUAUUAUCUGUUUUAAUGCAUACACACAAACACAUUAACACACACACACACACACACACACACACACACACACACACA
Alosa alosa (allis shad) is the source of this 2883-nucleotide messenger RNA. It is a transcript of the gene atp1b2a, whose product is annotated as ATPase Na+/K+ transporting subunit beta 2a. Gene Ontology annotation, molecular function: ATPase activator activity. The record is from RefSeq and is a predicted model, not a curated record. Bases 344 to 1216 code for a protein of 290 amino acids. Gene Ontology annotation, cellular component: sodium:potassium-exchanging ATPase complex. Gene Ontology annotation, biological process: sodium ion export across plasma membrane; intracellular sodium ion homeostasis; potassium ion import across plasma membrane. The transcript has 7 exons. Lineage: Eukaryota; Metazoa; Chordata; Actinopteri; Clupeiformes; Clupeidae.